Messenger RNA from Cucurbita pepo subsp. pepo (vegetable marrow), 2118 nucleotides. The record is from RefSeq and is a predicted model, not a curated record. Lineage: Eukaryota; Viridiplantae; Streptophyta; Magnoliopsida; Cucurbitales; Cucurbitaceae.
GGGUUUUUCUUUUGUUUAUGCCUUACUUUUGAAUCAUCGUUUGAUUAGGUUCACUGGUUCUCAUUGUGUUUAUAAUGUAAUGGGUUGCCUUUUCUUCUUGAAAAUGACUCGUAACUGUGCCUUCAUGAGGGGCUAUUUCCUUUUUUGUCUUCAUUUUUAUUAUAUCGUCUCUUCGCAGGCGACGGCGUCACUGUGCAUUUAUGAGUCUGCAUCUCUGGGCCAUGGCUCUCGAUUCGGAUGCUCUGUAAGAGGCCACUGAACCUCAUAAACCCAGAAUGUCGGAUUUACCUGCUCAAACUGGAGUUUGCUUAUGUGAUCCCCUCUCUGGGUUCAGUUCUAAUUCAGGGAAUGUUGUUGAGCUUGGCUGUGCUGACUCGUUUUUAGAGAGCAAUCAUGGCGUAUUGGAGAAAGAUGAUGGUUCUUUUCCCUACAGAUUUCAGCUUGAACAAGAUGUGAAAAGGUUACAACAAAAGUUGCAAGAAGAGAUUGAGCUGCAUACCUCGCUUGAAGAUGCUAUUCAAAAGAAGGAUCUAAGAUUAGCCAACUUCUCAUGCCUCCCUCAUCAUGCCCAAGAUCUUUUAUCUAGCAUUGCAGUGUUGGAAGAUGCAGUUGUACGACUCGAGCAAGAAAUAGUCUCUUUACAUUUCCAACUUAGUCAAGAAAAGAAUGAAAGAAAGCUUGCAGAAUAUCGUCUAAUGCAUUCAUCACCUUGUUCAACUUCUCGUUGCUCCAAUUCUGACACCAAGAAAAAAUCGAGUGCAGUUGGCCUAGUUGAAACACAUCCUGAGACGACGUCGGUGACAGAGGUCAAUGAACGUUCCCGACCAAUAGAAUGUGACAAAAUGUCUCGAGGUCCACUAGCAAGUGGCCUCUGGCAUCACCCUAAUAUAUUGUCAGAAGAAAUGGUCAGAUGUAUGAAGAACAUAUUCAUCUCACUAGCAGAUUCAACUGUGCCAUCCAAAUCAUCAACAAUAGAAAACCACUCACCUGUGUCACCCCGAGGACAUCUCUCCAAUUCGUCGUGGUGGUCGUCAUCUGAACGGUCGAUUAUUUCAUCAAGAGUACAAAGUCCACAAAUUGAUAUUCCAAGUAGCUCUGAAGUAUUAGCCACACAGAAUGCUUGUGAUCCAUACAGUGUACGUGGAAAAUUAAGCUGGGCUGACAUUGGGAAUUAUUCGCAAGCAGCUGAAGUUUCUUGGAUGUCGGUCGGGAAGAAGCAAUUAGAAUAUGCUGCUGGUGAAUUGAGGAAGUUCCGCACUCUUGUUGAGCAGCUUGCAAAAGUGAAUCCCAUUCACUUAAACAGAGACGAAAGACUAGCGUUCUGGAUUAACUUAUAUAAUGCACUGAUCAUGCAUGCUUACCUGGCUUAUGGAGUUCCAAAAAGUGAACUGAAACUUUUCUCUUUGAUGCAAAAGGCAGCAUACACAGUUGGUGGGCAUUCUUUCAGUGCAACAGGAAUUGAAUAUGGCAUCCUCAAGAUGAAACCACCAGUUCACAGGCCACAAAUUGCUUUGCUUCUCGCUCUUCAUAAGUCGAAGGUGACCGAGGAGCAGCGAAGAUUCGCAAUAGACAAACACGAACCACUUUUAACAUUCGCUCUAAGCUGUGGAACGUACUCGUCUCCCGCGGUGAGGAUCUACAAUGCAAACAAUAUUCAAGAGGAUCUUGUAGAGGCACAACGCGAUUUCAUUCGAGCUUCGGUAGGUGUUAGCAACAAAGGGAGAUUAUUGGUACCGAAACUGCUAUAUUGUUUCGCCAAAAACUCGGUUGACGAUGCAAAUUUAGCAGUGUGGAUAUCUCACUACCUUCCACCCCAUCAAGCUGCGUUUGUUCAGGGUUGCAUAUCUCAGAGGCGACAAAGCCUAAUCGGGUCUCGAAACUGUGGUAUUCUUCCUUUCGAUUCUCGCUUUCGAUACUUGUUUUUGGCUGAGAAAUCUUCAUUGCAAUGAUAUCUUCAUCCAUCCUGCCUUUGGUUGGUUGCACAAUGUGGGUGUAAAUUUAGAUUUUAGGAAGAAUUGUUGAUGUUAGGUAGGUGGAAAUGGUGCUCCUAAGUUUUGUAUAUUUUGCAUCUUAGGGGGAAGGGAGUUUAGUUCAUAUUCUAAGGGUGAUUGAUGUGCA